AGACAUAUAUGGGUGCCCUUAUGACUUUAUUGAAGUGUUCGACGGACGGCAAGUUGCCUCACUCUCCAAGGGCAGAUUUUGUGCUGGGGCAGAGCUCACCUUCCUCUCCUCUUCAAACAUCAUGACUGUGGUGUUCAGAAGUGAUGCCAUGAUCACCAACACAGGGUUUUAUGCUCUGUAUAAUGCCAUUCAACAAGAUGAAAGGGAGAGUGGUGCAUCCCUGAGACUGGUGAAUGGCAGUCACAGGUGUGAGGGCCGGGUGGAGGUCUUCUACAAUGGCACCUGGGGCACAGUGUGUGAUGACAGCUGGGACAUAACAGACGCCAGGGUGGUGUGCCAACAGCUUGGCUGUGGUGAGGCCUUGUCAGCCCCAGCUCAGAGCUACUUUGAUGGAGGCACUGGCCACAUCAUGCUGGAUGAUAUGCAGUGCAUGGGGAACGAAGCCAGGCUGUGGCAAUGCACGCACAAUGGAUGGUUCUCCCACAACUGCGGGCACCAUGAAGAUGCCAGCGCCAUCUGCUCAGGUGAGCCCCCAGGACACAGCCACCCUCAGAGACAGUCUUGCCCACCUGCAGCUUCUGGGAAGGGAGAAAUCAAUGCCAGCAAUUACUCAGAAAGGAAGCCAUGGCUUCAAGCCAUCUUUUUAAAGUCAAAUUUGUUUAAGAGUUAG
This is a messenger RNA of Acinonyx jubatus (cheetah), 670 nucleotides long. Its product is annotated as putative DMBT1-like protein. The record is from RefSeq and is a predicted model, not a curated record. Gene Ontology annotation, cellular component: membrane. Bases 122 to 670 code for a protein of 182 amino acids. NCBI's taxonomy places the organism in Eukaryota, Metazoa, Chordata, Mammalia, Carnivora, Felidae. The transcript is spliced from 2 exons.